Molecule: messenger RNA, 1276 nt
Organism: Salvelinus sp. IW2-2015
Lineage: Eukaryota; Metazoa; Chordata; Actinopteri; Salmoniformes; Salmonidae
Product: microtubule-associated protein 1S-like
Source: RefSeq, a predicted model, not a curated record
CACUAACCCCUUUCCUGCUUUGUCAAACCAGGGCCAACCUCAAGCAUCCUUCGUUCCCAACCCUAAGACCUGUCAACUCCACCAAUGGAGGCUCCCCUGUGUCCUUGACACAGUCGGGUGGAAGUAAGGGAUUCAGUCCCCUCUCUUUACUCCAACUCAAGACCAAGACCCCUGGUGAGGCUUGGAGGAGUCCCUGUCUGAGGGAGGGGUUGACCACCUUUACCGUGGUGCCCCGAGGGCAGUCCCUGAUGGGGCAGAGGGGCUUGGAGGCGGACCCGACCCUGGUGAAGACCCAGGCCUUAGACCCAGCACAAACCAUUGAUGAACCCUCUAAUGGUGUUGCUGAGCCUGGGUUCGAGCACCACCGGACAAUGAAGAAGACGCCUGUAUUGCUGGAGAGGUCAGCGGUUGAGGGAUCCACCCCAGAGCCUGAUAUGGAUUCUACAUUUUCUCCUCCAAGAUUUCCAGAAGGUCCUACUGACUGGGUCAUCAGUCCUCCAACUGUGUCUAGUCCUAGCGAGCUUUACCAGAGCACGCCAAAUUCACCAGUGGUAGUCAAGCAGGAGAGUUCAGAGAUGGAGGCCCAGGAGGAGUCCGAAUCACCCACAGACAGUCUAGAUUCAGAACUACAGAAAAGUCUCGAGGUAGAAGUCCCAGAGGAGUCAGAUUCACUCUCAGAGAUACCCAACCCAUACGCAGCUGACCUGUUGGCCCACACCAAUGGAAUAGCUGGAGAUGAGGUGACCUCAACUCCUGAACUACUAGAGAGCAGAGGAUCGUUCCGGAAGCUCAGUCUGGUGAUGGAGGCCGAAGAGGACCGUUUCUGUUUCCCUCCUCCCCCUCCCCCUGUGUGCUAUGAUAAGGAGGUGGAAGAGACGGAGCCGACCCAGAUACGAUUGAGGCCUCCUGGGGGAAGAAAUCCCCGCCCUCCCUCUUAUCCUCCCCCUUCUCUUCCUACGCUGAGUCGUACCUUCUGUGAACCAGCAGAGGGAGACAAUCAGACUAAUGCCCCUUCACCCAAACCAUACGUGCCUGCAGCCAAAGCCCUGGCCAGAAAAACCGCCAUCCCCUCCUGCUUUGCCCAGGCUGUGGCUCUAGCCGUCCGUAAGUCUCAGUCCUCCCGAAGGCCAGCACCAGACUUGCUUCCCCCCUGUUCCUCCCGUUCCGGCUCCUCACCCUCCUCCGCCUUACCGGUCAAGGACAGAGCUCUGAAAUAAGACGACUUAAAAUGUUACAUUUCGUUCUGUACGUAUCACACCUUUCUGAGUGAAUAAUU